Molecule: messenger RNA, 1212 nt
Organism: Mitosporidium daphniae
Lineage: Eukaryota; Fungi; Microsporidia
Exons: 1
Coding region: 1-1212 (403 amino acids)
Source: RefSeq, a predicted model, not a curated record
AUGCAUCGAUGGCCUAUGUCUUUUCGUCUUUUUUCUGUUUCUUCGCGCGCCUCGGCAUCUACAGCGGAAUCACAGCUAAUGGCAUUACUUUCACAGCCUAAAUUAGAAGUGGAGCCGAUAUUUUCGCUAUAUUCGACCAUCUCUGAGCCUUUACUGUUUCCAUCAAUGACGCUUUCCGUUUUAAGGUUGGCAAUUCAAGAGCAAAAAUAUUCAAUUUCAAAGCACAUAAUUUCAUACGCAUCUGCUUCACUUUAUUCGAUGCUAUCGGUUGCAGAUUAUGAGCGUCUGAUGGUUGAAGCGGACAAAAAUGGCGACCAUUUGGGCCAGCAGAACAUUUUUGAAAUGAUCGAGUGCUCUCCCAACUGCCCGCCCACAGUUACCAUUCUUAAUUCGUUUCUUUCAGGGGGCUUGACCCAUCAUACCAAUUCUCAAGAUAAGCUUUCCAGCACCAAGGUAGAUGAAUGGAUCAUCCGUAUCCUACGGCUCUUUAAAGCAAAUUCUCUGCAUCCAAAUAGCGCCACCAUAGAAAUAAUAUUGACUCACUGCAUUCUCAAUGGCGAUUGGAAAACAGUCGUGUCGUUACUUGAGCCCUCGUUGGGGCUUUUGCAACAUGUUGGCCAGUCAACUGAAUUCAUUCAGUUUUUGUUGUACGAACUCGGUGCAGCAGGGCUUCCAAAGCUUGUUGUCUCCACGUGGAGGCUCUUUUGUCCCUCUGAUGAGACGCUAUUUCACUUGAUUGCGCUAGAUGCACUCAUUUCCUCGAAUGAUGCCGCCAUUGUUAAGGAUGUCAGUGAAGUCUUCAAUACCCUGUUGACUGUGAUACGAUUGCCCAAAAGCUCGCCCGUGCACGGUGCAACGCUGGCCUCCUUUGGAAGUCGUGUGUGUUCCCUGCUUUUGAGGGGUGCUCGUAUCGACCUCCUUCUGUCGCAUGUUGUCACCAUGAAAAAAAAUUCCAUCGAAGUUGGGCCGCUUCUUUUUUUCAGGAUUUUUGAUGGUAUUCUUUCGCAAGCCAGCUCUCCUGAGCAAGGGUUCGAGCAUCUCGCUGCUUUUGUUGCGGGACUUGUGCAAGAGCUUGGCCCGGAAUCGCUAAGCCCAGAUCUCAGGGCAGCACUCAUAAAAAUUGCAUCCCGACAUCAUGUUCCCUCCUCAUUUAUGGACCAACUCGAGCGUCUCGAAAAGGCAACCACCACAGCAAACACAUUGAGCCAAUAA